This is a messenger RNA of Aspergillus affinis, 1374 nucleotides long. Its product is annotated as FAD/NAD(P)-binding domain-containing protein. Bases 1 to 1374 code for a protein of 457 amino acids. The record is from RefSeq and is a predicted model, not a curated record. NCBI's taxonomy places the organism in Eukaryota, Fungi, Ascomycota, Eurotiomycetes, Eurotiales, Aspergillaceae. The transcript has 2 exons. Gene Ontology annotation, biological process: secondary metabolite biosynthetic process. Gene Ontology annotation, molecular function: FAD binding.
AUGGACGCCAUCGACCCAUCACUCACGUCCCCCUCGUCCCCUCCACUCGAAAUUGCGAUCAUUGGUUGCGGCAUUAUCGGCACCGUGCUUGCUCUGGGCCUCCUAAACAACAGCCCAUCCCCGUCCGCAAUCCGCGUCAAGAUCUAUGAGCAAGCGGCCUCCAUCCGCGAGAUCGGCGCUGGGAUCGCAUUCACCGCCAACGCCCGGAAAUGCAUGUUUAUGAUCGACUCGCGGCUUCCGGAGUGCGUGCGGGCCGUGGCCACUGCGAACGGGGACCCGGAUAAUCCGACGAAUUAUAUGCAGUUUGUGGAUGGGUAUACGCAUGACCCUGGGAAUACGGAGGUAGGGCAGGAGUUGGAGGGGAGGACGGUGCAUAAGUUGCAUGCCGGGGAGAGAGGGUUUGAAGGGUGUCAUCGCGCGCAGUUCCUAGAGCAGGUGAUGAAGCUGAUGCCCGAGGGUGUGGUGGAGUUGAGGAAGCGGUUGGUUAGGUUAGAUGAGGAGGGUGGAGAAGGGGGGAGGGUUCAGAUGAGUUUUGAGGAUGGGAGUGUCGAGAUUGCGGAUGCUGUCAUCGGCUGCGACGGUAUCAAAUCGCUCGUCCGCCAACACCUCCUGGGCGCAGCCAACCCGAGUUCCCACCCUCACUACACACACAAGAUCGCCUACCGCGGACUUGUUCCCAUGCCCCAAGCCAUCGAGAAACUAGGUCUCUACCGCGCCACGAACCAACACAUGUACGGCGGCCCAUCAGCGCACCUCCUCCAUUUCCCCGUGAUGCAGCAGAAGCUGAUGAACGUGGUUGCGUUCGUCAAUGACCACGACGGCUGGCCUCUUCAAAAACCCAUGUCUCAGCCCGCCACGCGUGACGAGACCGGGAUCGCGUUCCAGGACUGGGGUCCGACUGUGCGCGCGAUCAUCGACCUCUUGCCGGAUCAGAUGGAUAAGUGGGCGGUGUUUGAUCAUUUGGAUUAUCCGGCCAGCGAGGGGUAUAGUAAAGGAAGGGUUUGUUUGGCGGGAGACGCGGCGCAUGCGUCGUCGCCGCAUCAUGGGGCCGGUGCUGGGAUUGGGAUUGAAGAUGCCUUGGCGUUGACAACAGUGUUGGGGCUUGUCCAGAGGGAUUUGAUGAAGGGGGGAGGUGUAGAGAAGGUUUCCUUGCUGGAAAAGGCAUUCCAGGUGUUUACGAAGGUCAGAUAUGAGCGGUCUAUGUGGCUGGUGAAGAGCAGUCGCGAGGCGUGUGAGAUCUACGAGUGGAAUCAUCCUGAGUUUGGAAGUGAUAUGGCCAAAGCGCAUAAGGAUAUUCGUCGCAGGUCGCAUAAGAUUUGGUAUUUUGACAUUGAGGGCAUGUUGCGGGAGCUGGAGGACGAGUUUCGUCGGUAG